Molecule: messenger RNA, 1708 nt
Organism: Momordica charantia (bitter melon)
Lineage: Eukaryota; Viridiplantae; Streptophyta; Magnoliopsida; Cucurbitales; Cucurbitaceae
Product: QWRF motif-containing protein 2
Biological process (GO): spindle assembly
Cellular component (GO): cytoplasm; nuclear microtubule
Molecular function (GO): microtubule binding
Source: RefSeq, a predicted model, not a curated record
GCUGAGGAGAAGAAAGUGAAUGGAAUUGGAUCUGGGGUGGUGGCUCGGGCGUUGCAGCAAACAGUGCAAGAUGACAGUAGGAGAGCUUCUUUUGACGGCAGAUUGAGCUUGGAUUUAAGCAGUUCAGAGUUGUUGAAGGCAGCUCGACAAAGCCCAGAUGCGGAUUCGGUGAAUGAGUCUUCUGUGCCCUCUGAUCUCACUACUUCUGAUACGGACAGUGUUUCCUCUGGCAGUACUUCCGGAGUUCAAGAUUGUGGUUCGGUUGCCAAGGGGCGAAAUGGGCCUCGAGGGAUUGUUGUCUCCGCGAGGUUUUGGCAAGAGACCAACAGCCGAUUGCGGCGCUUGCAUGAUCCUGGUUCUCCUUUAUCGACAAGUCCCGGGGCAAGAAUAGCUGCCCCAUCAAAGUUCAGUCAAUCAAAACGGUUCUCAAGUGACGGUCCAUUGGCAUCACCACGAAGAAUGGCUUCCCCUAUUCGAGGUGGCACAAGGCCUCCAUCCCCGAGUAAGCUUUGGACUUCUUCGGUAUCAUCACCAUCAAGGGGAAUUUCUAGUCCUUCCAGGACGAGAAAUGGCGUCGGUGGCUCCUUGGUCAGUAAUUCUAUUAGUACGCCCUCAAUUCUUAGUUUCUCUGUUGAUAUCCGGAGGGGGAAGAUGGGGGAAGAUCGCAUUGUUGAUGCACACGUAUUGAGGCUUCAGCAUAACCGAUACUUGCAAUGGCGGUUUGUGAAUGCAAGGGCAGAUGCUACGUUCAUGUUGCAGAGACUAAACGCAGAGAGAAAUGUUUGGAAUGCGUGGGUCACUAUCUCAGAACUACGGCAUACUGUCACACUUAAAAGAAUCAAGUUACUAUUACUACGACAGAAAUUGAAGCUGACAUCCGUCCUCAAGGGACAAAUAAGUUAUUUGGAAGAAUGGGCUCUUUUAGACAGAGAUCACUCAAGCUCUUUGCUUGGAGCAACUGAGGCAUUGAAGGCCAGUACUCUCCGGCUCCCGGUUGUUGGGAAAGCAACGGCUGAUAUUCAGAACCUGAAGGAUGCUGUGGGCUCAGCUGUUGAUGUUAUGCAGGCAAUGGCAUCCUCCAUAUGCUCUCUCUCAUCUAAGGUAGAAGAUACGAACUCCGUGGUAGCUGAACUGGUUAAGGUGACGGCAAAGGAACGGAUUUUACUUCAACAAUGUGAAGAUUUUUUGUCCACUCUAGCAGCCAUGCAGGUGAAAGAUUGUAGCUUGCGAACGCACAUAUUGCAACUGAAUCGGUUUCCAACGAGACAGCAGCCUAACAAAUACAUGUAGAACUGAUAUGAUCCUGAUGAUUUGACUCACUUCUCACUCGCUAUUCUACUAACAUUACACGGGCCCCUUUUUCGUUUUUCUACCUGAUGGAGGCAGAGACUGAAGUAACAAGAACAGAUUGAUGAUUUUUAGGAUCUAGGAUUUGAAUCCUUCUUGGUGGCUCUUAUAUUUCUUCUUUUAUGGUUGUUCAAUGUAUCUGGAAAAAGGAAAAAAGAUUGUAUGUAGGGAAUGGCUUUCCAUCCCCCUUUGAUAAGAUUAGCUCUGUGUAAAAGUGGUGCAGUUCUCCUAUCCCUUCAGCCAACAAGUAAAUGCCAAUGCUGAAAUAUGUAUAUAUGUAAUGUUCUCAUCAUUGUUGAUUCUUGUAGUUUGUGAAUUCUCAUGACUGAUUGGUGAAAUAGUCUCUCUUUUUUCAUUCCCA